This is a messenger RNA of Sciurus carolinensis (gray squirrel), 631 nucleotides long. RefSeq names its product ral guanine nucleotide dissociation stimulator-like. The transcript is spliced from 3 exons. The record is from RefSeq and is a predicted model, not a curated record. The coding region runs from base 51 to 524 and encodes 157 amino acids. Gene Ontology annotation, biological process: signal transduction. Lineage: Eukaryota; Metazoa; Chordata; Mammalia; Rodentia; Sciuridae.
UCAGCCCAGCCUCCAGUCACAUCUCUUCUCAAAAGGCUAGGCCCAAGCCCAUGGCCACAAAACACAUGAGGAAAUCCAGGGCCAUCGGAUGCAUAAUGGGCAGAUGCUCACGGCCCCGGUCCAAGAAACAGGUGAAAGACAGCUGCCUCAUAAACAUCAGGCUAGAGCAGCAGAGUGCAAAGAAUGGCAAGACUGUCCUGGUGACAUGCAACGACAGGGCUCCUGCCAUCAUUCGCAGGGCCCUGGAACAUCACUUGCUGAUGGAGGAGGAGCCAGGAGACUAUGAGCUGGGACAAAUCAUCUCCCAACAGCACAAAAUGAAGAUUCCAAAGAACGCCAACGUCUUUUAUGGGAUGAAUCCCCAUGUCAGGAGAGACUUUGUCCUCAGGAAGAGGACCUACCCUCAGGAGGAAAAUGAUGAUUGGAUCCCUCCCCAACCUCCCUCUUAUGAGGCAACUCAGGUGCGAGGUCACCGCUGGAACCUGUGGACAAGGAUCUGCUCCUGUCUCUCUGGGCAGUGCUAAAGCAUUGCACCAUGGAUGAACAAUGAGACUGAUUUCUAAAAUGGUUACUCAACAAUUCCAUACAUAAUUUGACCUUAAGUCCUUGUUAUUUAAAAUAUGUUUGUGUA